Molecule: messenger RNA, 3299 nt
Organism: Stomoxys calcitrans (stable fly)
Lineage: Eukaryota; Metazoa; Arthropoda; Insecta; Diptera; Muscidae
Product: protein disconnected
Exons: 2
Coding region: 1054-2484 (476 amino acids)
Biological process (GO): regulation of DNA-templated transcription
Cellular component (GO): nucleus
Source: RefSeq, a predicted model, not a curated record
GUGUGUGGUGACUCUGACUGAUUGUGCUAUGUGUGUCGCUGUUGUGCGCUUAGAGCCGAAGUUGCUUGUCACUCGCUGGAGACAUUUGUGGGCAGUUGCGUUGAACUUGUCGUCUUGUGCGUAUCUUGUGAAUCCAAAAGAUACGGAGUGCGGCGGAUACUAAAAACGAGAAGAAGUAGAAGUUAAAGAAAAAUACACAAACAAAAAUCGAGAAUUUGUAUAAAGACGAGAGUGCUCUUUUUAUUCUGCUCGUAUAUAUUGGAUAUAAUACCACCACCAUAUGAGAAUACUCUUUUUUGUCGUCUAAAUUUUUUUCUCAUCUGCCAAAGUGUCAAACGGAAAAUAGAGGACGAAGAAUAAGAACCAAAUGCUUGUUUUUGGACUACUACUACAUGAACAGCAACAACAAUAAAAUCGCAAGCACCAUCAAUACCACCACCACCACCAUAUUUGCUACCAUUAACACACAGAGCAGCAACAACACCACUGAGUGUAUAUCACAUCAACCUCAUCAUCAUUUCAUUGAGCGCUCUUGUGUAUCAGUGUAGACGACUUAACAUUCAGUGUCACCCACGACAUCGCAAGAAGUGGACAUAAUACACACCACGUCGACUUCUGUUGGACAAUUUUUUUGUGGUCUUUCGAAAAGUGCAAGAAAAACGAAUUAAAAAAAAAAAACAUUGACAGAAGAAUAUUUGUAACAACAAAAUUUUUAGGAAACUGGUUUUUAAACUAAACUAAAAAGAAAAACAAACUGAGAAGAAAAACUUAUAAAGUGAAAAAAAUAUAAUGAACCAAAAAUUGUAAAAAAAACAAAUUCUAUAUUAAAAAAAACUUAUGAUUUUUAUGAUAUACUUAAAACAUUUGAUAUUGACUUGAAUUUUGUGUGUACAUUAAAAAAGAUCGAGAUUGCGGUAUAUUGCCUAGGAUUCCUGCAAGUUCUAUAUGACUUCCUAUUGAUGCUGAAUUAAUAGAAAUAUAUUUUCUAUCAACAAAAUAUAUUCUCAACACAGUCUUUUAGGAACUUCACACCCUUUGAAAACUCUACCAAAAAUGGAACAUUUAAUGACAGCCUUUAUGCCACCUGCAUAUUUGUUGGGUCAUCAUCCACCUGCCGCUGCAGCUUUAUCCUCAUCCUCAGCCACCACCUCGCCAGCCACAUCACCCACCAUGGGAGCCAACUCGUUGAUGAAACCCAAACGCUGGGGUUCGCCUCCCGUCAAUAUGGGUGGUCAAUAUAUUAAUCCCGCCACCGGUAAAAAACGUGUACAAUGCUCCAUUUGCUUCAAGACUUUCUGCGAUAAAGGAGCUCUGAAGAUUCAUUUCUCUGCGGUCCAUUUAAGAGAAAUGCACAAAUGCACCGUUGAAGGUUGCAACAUGGUGUUUUCAUCGCGACGUUCUCGUAAUCGGCACAGUGCAAAUCCCAAUCCCAAGCUACAUUCUCCUCAUAUCAGGCGUAAAAUUUCACCUCAUGAUGGCCGCACCGCUCAACAGUUCCCCGUCUUCCCCAUUGGCCCAGCAGGUUUAUUACCUGGAGGACCGGGUAUGUCUUCAGCCUUCCCAGGUCUUAUGCCUUCCUCGGCCUUCCCGGGUGCUCCUCAUCCCUCUGCAAUGUUUGGUGAUUUCUCCUCGGCCUCAGCUGUUCCAAACUUCCAGCAUAUGUUGGGCCAUGGCAACGAAAGACUUCCAGCCUAUCAUUCAAGCGGUGCUUCCAAUAACUCCGACAAUGAUGAUGAUGAGGGCUACGUCCUAGAUGUGCAAGGCUCCAGUGCUAGUCAAGGUAGUCACAGUGAUGUUGAUGAUUAUUGCCGCGAAGUCGAUGAAGAAGGGCACGAUGUAGAGGAAGAGGAGGAAGAACUGAUCUCAGUGUCCAUUGAAGAUGAGGAAGUCAAACCUGUCUCUACGUUUUCGGAGGAUUCCAAUGAGCCGCUAGAUUUUAGUCUGCACAAACGUUCCGCCCAUAUCCAUAGCUCCCACGAAAGACUUUCGGCCAGCCCUUCCGCCUCGUCUUCCACCUCGACUGCAGCCAAAACUUCGCAUAGCUUUUCCAUGGACAAUUUGUUGGGUAAACGCAAAAGAUCCUGCAGUGAAUCUGAAAUGUCCUGCGGCCACACCUCACCAGUGACCAUCAAAAUGGAACAGGAUGAAGAAGCAUCGAACUGUCUGGAUCUCUCCGCCUCGCAGCCUAGUAAAAAAUCUCAAAUUGAAAAUUCACCCCUCACCGCCGAAGAACAACAAUUGAGACUGUUGCAAUCACAAAUGUUUGCGGCAGCAGCGGCGGCCGCCGCAGCACAAAGCCAAAGUAUAGAAUCUUCCGAUAGCUCAGUCAGUGCUGAUGCCACUUCACCACCUCCCAUGUGGAAUUUGCUUUCCGAGGUAUACCGCUCUAUGCUUUUAAACUCUCAGGCCAAAAGCCAACAACAACAGCAGCAACAACAAGCUCAGCAGUACAAUGAAAUGUCCACAAAUGCGAUAUCGGUGUAGAUGGACAUGCUCGGAUGAGUGGUCAAGACGAAGAUUACAAAACUCGCUUUAGGUUGUUACCUCAAAUGUGUAUUACUUAAAUGUUAAUUUGUUGUAAAGUGUGCGAAAACUUAAUGAUAGUUGUAAAUAGCUAGGAAGAAAACUCUUUAAGCGAUACUUGUGUGUACAUAAACAAUUCUCUAGAUUUAAGCCAAAUCAUCAUUUUACCUACGAAAGUAUUCAGCAAUAUUUUACAAAAAUGCAACAAAUCUACGUUCUCUCAAAACUUGCUUUAAAUUAAAAAAGUGUAAAUUCCCCUUCCUCUUUAUAGCCUUUGUGCAAUAUCUUGUGUAUAUUAUGUUUCCUCAUGUUUGUCACAAUUGUUUCCUAGUUUUUGCUUUUAUUUUCCUUUAAACAAAGUGUAUACGUUUUUAUUCAAAAUUAAAAAAAAAAGAAACAACAAAAUGUUUCUACUCAUGAUAUUAUUUCUCUUAUUAAUGUAAAUUAUUACCACUACUAUUAUUAUCACCUGUAUUACUUUCAGUUAUUUCAUUGUGCGCCUCCUCUAAUUAUUUUUGAAAUGUGUAACAUAUAUCUUCUAUUUAAAAUAUAUUAAAAAAUUUGUUUAAUAGUUUUAACAUCAACACAAAUACACAUACACAUGAAUAUGCGUUCAAUCGCUAAUUUCUACAAAGAAGAAGAAAACAAAAUGCAAAUGUGUUUUUAUUUUAGUAUAAAUUAGUAUUACAAAUGCUUUACUAUUAUUAUUAAUAUUGUGAAAAACAAAAAUCAACAAAACAAAUAAUUUUAGCCAAUUUUAUAAAUUAAUAACGAAA